This is a messenger RNA of Eubalaena glacialis (North Atlantic right whale), 2016 nucleotides long. RefSeq names its product pumilio homolog 3-like. Gene Ontology annotation, biological process: regulation of translation. Bases 19 to 1962 code for a protein of 647 amino acids. Lineage: Eukaryota; Metazoa; Chordata; Mammalia; Artiodactyla; Balaenidae. Gene Ontology annotation, cellular component: nucleolus. The record is from RefSeq and is a predicted model, not a curated record. Gene Ontology annotation, molecular function: mRNA binding. The transcript has a single exon.
CGUGUGCGAGUUGCUGUAAUGGAAGUCAAAGGGGAAAAAAAAAUCGCAGGAAAAGGUACAAAGCCAUCACAAGAAAAAAAAAGAUUUCAUAAAAACAGUGAUUCUGGUUCUUCAAAGACAUUCCCAAAAAAAGUUGUUAAGGAAGGUGGACCUAAAAUCACAUCUAAGAACUUUGAGAAAACUGCCACAAAACCUGGGAAAAAAGGUGUGAAGCAGUUCAAGAAUAAGCAGCAAGGGGAUAAAAUACCAAAGAACAAAUUCCAGCAGGCAGAUAAAUUCAACAGGAAGAGAAAAUUCCAGCCAGACAGUAAAAAUGAUGACACAGCAGCCAAGAAACCCAAAUGGGAUGAGUUCAAAAAAAAGAAAAAAGAACUGAAGCAGAGCAGGCAACUCAGUGAUAAAACCAACUACGACGUUGUUGUUCGGGUGAAGCAGAUCUGGGAGAUCUUAAGAAGAAAAGAUUGUGACAAAGAAAAAAGAGUGAAGUUGAUGAGUGAUUUGCAGAAGUUGAUUCAAGGGAAAAUUAAAACUAUUGCGUUUGCACAUGAUUCAACUCGUGUGAUCCAGUGUUACAUUCAGUAUGGCAACGAAGAGCAGAGGAAACAGGCUUUUGAAGAACUGCGAGGUGAUUUGGUUGAAUUAAGUAAAGCUAAAUAUUCCAGAAAUAUUGUUAAGAAGUUUCUCAUGUAUGGGAAUAAAGCACAGAUUGCAGAGAUAAUGAGAAGCUUUAAAGGUCACGUGAGGAAGAUGCUGCGGCAUGCGGAAGCGUCCGCCAUCGUGGAGUACGCCUACAAUGAUAAAGCCAUCUUGGAGCAGAGGAACAUGCUGACAGAAGAGCUCUAUGGGAACACAUUUCAGCUUUACAAGUCAGCAGAUCACCCAACUCUGGACAAAGUAUUAAAGGUACAGCCAGAAAAACUAGAGCUUAUCAUGGAUGAAAUGAAACAGAUUCUAACUCCAAUGGCCCAAAAAGAAGCUGUGAUUAAGCACUCACUGGUACAUAAAGUAUUCUUGGACUUUUUAACCCAUGCACCCCCAAAGCUGAGAUCAGAAAUGAUUGAAGCCAUCCGAGAAGCAGUGGUAUAUCUGGCGCACACACACGAUGGCGCCAGAGUGGCCAUGCACUGCCUGUGGCAUGGCACGCCCAAGGACAGGAAAGUGAUUGUGAAAACAAUGAAGACUUAUGUUGAAAAGGUGGCUAAUGGCCAAUACUCCCACUUGGUUUUAUUGGCGGCAUUUGACUGUAUUGAUGAUACUAAGCUUGUGAGGCAGAUAAUCAUAUCAGAAAUUAUUAAUUCCUUGCCUAACAUAGUAAAUGACAAAUAUGGAAGGAAAGUCCUGUUGUAUUUACUAAGCCCCAGAGAUCCUGCACACACGGUAAGAGAGAUCAUUGAAGUUCUGCAGAAAGGAGAUGGUAACGCACACAGUAAGAAAGAUACAGAGAUCCGCCAACGAGAGCUCUUAGAAUCCAUUUCUCCAGCUUUGCUAAGCUACCUGCAAGGACACGCUCAAGAGGUGGUGCUGGAUAAGUCUGCGUGUGUGCUUGUGGCUGACAUCCUGGGAGCUGCCAUUGGAGACGUGCAGCCCGCCAUGAAUGCCGUCGCCAGUUUGGCAGCGGCAGAGCUGCAUCCUGGUGGCAAGGAUGGAGAGCUUCACGUUGCAGAACAUCCUGCAGGACAUCUAGUUCUGAAGUGGUUAAUAGAGCAAGAUAAAAAGAUGAAAGAAAGUGCACGAGAAGGUUGUUUUGCAAAAACACUCGUAGAGCUUGUUGGUAUGAAGAACCUGAAGUCCUGGGCUAGUGUCAAUCGAGGAGCCAUUAUUCUUUCUAGCCUUCUCCAGAGCUCUGAUCAAGAUGUUGCAAAUAAAGUCAAAGCUGGAUUGAAAAGCCUUAUUCCCACAUUGGAAAAAAACAAAAACACCAGCAAAGGAAUAGAAAUGCUACUUGAAAAACUGACUGCCUAAGUAGAAACAGUUAAGAACAAGUUGGAGUCAUUUUUCCUCUUCUGUUUUCCCAGU